AUGCGCAUCCUCAAGGCGCGCUCGGCGCUGUUGAGCGACUUUGAGGUGCUGCAUGUGCUCAAGGAGAUGGAGAGCGAGCAAAAGGCGCGCGUCAAACCCUCUACGCAGACGCAGGAAGGCGAGCACAAGAUCAAAGCAGAAGGCGACCAGCCCGCCCACGGCGAGGAAGACGACGUGUGGCUCUCCAACGUGCCCGAAAAUCUGCGCACCAUCCAGUACGAGACCAUCUCGUCGCUCAGCCAGACGUCGCGCCCCUGCGCGCAUCAGCAGGCCGAGGCCAUCGCCGCAUUCCUCGACGAGCUCAAGACGCGUGGCUACUCGAUCAACGACUCUGAAGCCAAGCGCGGCGCCCUUGGCCUCAACCGCUCCGAGCGGCUCCAGAUCGUCAACCACGCACCGCAGAGCGUCGUUGAGCUUCACACGCUCGUCGAGGAGCUCGAGGAACGCUUCCAUCCACAUCAGAUCGAAGACCUCAUCUCGCUCGUACAGACCUACCUGCCCUUCCGCUCCGAUAUCAAUGCUCUCGCCGCCGAAGGAGCACAGGACGACCCGGAUGCGAUUGCAGCAGCGCACAUGGACACGGACGCACACACCGCCGUCGGCCAGAUCAGUCAGUUCACCGGUCAGGUGGCUGCAGGCGCCGAUCUGGGCGAUCCACAGGGUAGCGGACUAGCUCAGGUUCCCGAGCCGGAUGAGGAAAGGCAGGUGGCCGAUGUCGAGUACGAGGAAGACCCCGACGUCGAGAUGGACGAAGACGAUUUCGUCCACGAAGGUCUCGGCGGAGGAGGCGUAGAGGAAGCCGACCCAGACGAUUAG
This is a messenger RNA of Moesziomyces antarcticus, 816 nucleotides long. Its product is annotated as DNA-directed RNA polymerase III subunit RPC9. Gene Ontology annotation, biological process: transcription initiation at RNA polymerase III promoter. The record is from RefSeq and is a predicted model, not a curated record. Gene Ontology annotation, cellular component: RNA polymerase III complex. Gene Ontology annotation, molecular function: nucleotide binding. Bases 1 to 816 code for a protein of 271 amino acids. NCBI's taxonomy places the organism in Eukaryota, Fungi, Basidiomycota, Ustilaginomycetes, Ustilaginales, Ustilaginaceae. The transcript has a single exon.